This is a messenger RNA of Arachis ipaensis, 831 nucleotides long. The record is from RefSeq and is a predicted model, not a curated record. NCBI's taxonomy places the organism in Eukaryota, Viridiplantae, Streptophyta, Magnoliopsida, Fabales, Fabaceae.
UCCAUUUGCACUCUCAAAUUUGCUAAACCCCAAAGCUUUGACACCUUACCUUUUUCUUUAGGACUCUGUUUUUCUCUCUGCUUCUUCUUCUGAUGGCCUUUGUAAUUCAAGUGUUGGUUUUCUAGAAGCUUCAGAAAAACAAAUUCUCUAGCUGGAUUUUAAAAUUGCAUGGUAAGAUGGUUUGAUGGUGUUUUUUAGAGAAGCACGAGCUCUGGUUGUGUUCUGUGCUGCUUUGCCUGCAUUGCCUCCAUAAAUGGGCUGCUUCAACUCUAAGCCAACAAGACAGUCUCCGGGGCAGGUCGAUCCAGUAGUUCUUGCAUCACAGACAGCUUUCACGGUCAGUGAGGUUGAAGCACUUUUUGAGCUAUUUAAGAGCAUAAGCAGUUCGGUCGUUGAUGAUGGACUAAUAAGCAAGGAAGAAUUUCAAUUGGCAAUCUUCAAGAAUAGGAAGAAGGAGAAUAUCUUUGCCAAUCGGAUCUUUGAUCUAUUUGAUGUUAAGAGGAAGGGAGUAAUUGACUUUGAUGACUUUGUUCGAUCUCUCAAUGUCUUCCACCCAAAUGCACCACUGGAAGACAAGAUUGAUUUUUCAUUUAGGCUCUAUGAUUUGGACAGCACAGGCUUUAUAGAACGCCAAGAGGUCAAGCAAAUGUUGAUUGCGCUUCUCUGUGAAUCUGAAAUGAAGCUAGCAGAUGAGGUGAUCGAAACAAUUAUUGACAAGACAUUCAUGGAUGCUGACCUGAACAAAGAUGAGAAGAUAGACAUUGUUGAGUGGCAAAAUUUCGUUUCUAAAAAUCCAUCAUUGCUCAAAAUCAUGACGCUACCCUAUCUGAG